AUGCUUUUUUUGGGAGGUUAUGAAAAGUUUAGGGGUGAGGUAAACAAACUUCUUAUAGAAGGAGAUAAUCUAAAGGAAGAGGAUGAAAUUUUGAUUUCCUUAAUUUUAGAGUCAGAAAUCCCAAGAGAAGUAUUGGAUCUUGCCAAAGGACCGAAGGAGGAAGGGAAUUUGUUGUUCAAGAGUGGGAGCAUAAAGGAUGCUUUGGAGAAAUAUGGUUAUGCAGGUUUGAUAUUGGCCCGAUAUAUUUUUUAUUUGGAAGAGGAUAGGAUUAAGUUCUUUGAAUUGGCUAAUUGUAUUUUGUUGAAUUUGGCUGCUUGUUUUAAUAAGAGAAAGGAGUUUGAACUGGUUGGUUAUAUUUUCUCUAUCAUAUUGGAAUAUAAUCCAAAUAAUGUCAAGGCCUUAUUCAGGCGAGCCUCGGCUUCAAUUGAAUUGGGUAGAUGUGAUUUUGCAUACUGGGACUUAUCAACAACUAAAGAAAUUGAUCCUACAAACGGUGAAAUAUCUAAAAAACUUGGGCAAGUUCAACCUUUUGUCAUUAAAAAGGUGCAAAAAUCUCGUUCCCCAGGUGGUAUUCCAGUUGGACUAGGAAUUGAUUUGUCCUCCCCAAAGAAAAAAUAG
Spinacia oleracea (spinach) is the source of this 618-nucleotide messenger RNA. RefSeq names its product peptidyl-prolyl cis-trans isomerase FKBP65-like. Gene Ontology annotation, molecular function: protein binding. The record is from RefSeq and is a predicted model, not a curated record. Lineage: Eukaryota; Viridiplantae; Streptophyta; Magnoliopsida; Caryophyllales; Amaranthaceae. The transcript has a single exon. The coding region runs from base 1 to 618 and encodes 205 amino acids.